CUUCCGCACGCGAACUUUGACCGGGUUCGAAAAGUAUCUCUCCUUUUUAUUUCUCUCUUCCUCCAGGCAGCUGUCGGAGAGAAGAAUGCCGCAGUAUUAUACGACAUUGUCCGCAACGACGUCGGUUGCGGCAAUGUGUUGCCAACGAUACGUGUGUUUAAUCGAACUAUUAGCUAAUUGCCUGCACCGUGCUCGCGCACUAUUAUUAUACUUCCCUUAUACCGCGAUGAUCAGAUUGACGUAAUUCAAUUCUUGAAGAAGCGCGCGUGGCAAUACGUACUUUGCAGGAGGAAUCGUGUGUGAAUUUUAGCGAUUGGAUCACGAGAGCAGCGGAAUUUGGGAGGAAGAAGAUUGAACGGUCAGUGUUUACGGUCGCCCAGCUGCUGCAUAAAUCUUUUUCUUUUCCGAAGAAAAAGGACGUCGAAGACACUAAAAAAAAAAAACAACGGAAUGAAAAGAACAGCUAGAACGAAGAGUUCUUUUGUCCUUCAUCAGAAAGUGCAGAAAGUGGGUGCAACUGGGAGCGCGGCGGCGGCGGCGGGCGAAGCUGCAGCGGGGCCGGGGAGAGAUCGGGAGAAGAGCGGCGAGCUGUAUCUCCUGGAGCGGGCGCACUCGAGCGGUCCUCCUCCCAUCCUCGAGAUGUCAACGGACGACGACGACGGGAUGUGCUGCAACUCGCGGCAGAACGGCAUCGUUCAGCCGCUGCUCACAGACUUGUAUCAAAUCACUAUGGCUUACGCCUACUGGAAGAGCGGCAAAAUGAACGACCACGCCGUGUUCGAUUUGUUUUUCCGCAAGAAUCCUUUCCAGGGGGAAUUCACGAUCUUCGCCGGUCUCGAGGAAUGCAUAAAGUUCUUGAAUAAAUUUCAUUAUUCCCCUAGUGAUAUCAAGUACCUGAAGUCGACUAUGCCUGCUACGGUAGACCAAAGAUUCUUUGAUUAUCUGCAAAGUCUCACUGCGAAAAAUGUCACGAUAUACGCCAUAGACGAGGGAUCCGUCGUAUUUCCAAGAGUUCCAUUGAUAAGAGUGGAAGGGCCAUUAAUUAUGGUACAGCUCUUGGAAACAACUCUAUUAACAUUGGUCAACUAUGCGAGUCUAAUGGCCACCAACGCGGCGAGAUAUCGCAUGGUCGCCGGGAAGAAUAUAACGCUGCUUGAAUUUGGUCUUCGAAGAGCGCAAGGACCCGACGGAGGAUUGAGCGCGUCUAAGUACAGCUAUGUUGGCGGAUUCGAUGGGACUAGUAAUGUCUUGGCUGGAAAGUUAUUCAAUAUACCUGUAUGUGGCACACAUGCACACGCAUAUAUCACAUCUUUCACCUGCAUCAGCGAUCUACAAGGGAAAACAUUGGCGCAUAAGCAAACGGGUGACGUUUUAGAUGUAUUGGAACUGGCUUGUAAGCAUCGCGAGACUAUUGCUGACGACUUGGGUGCUUUAGCCUCGCAGGCGUCCGGCGGAGAAUUGGCAGCUUUGAUCAGUUAUGCCGUCGCUUUCCCAGAAAGAUUCACCGCUCUUGUGGACACGUAUGAUGUUAAGAGCAUUGAGACGUCGACCAGGGGGCAGGCACAAGUGGCCAGCCUAAAUGUAAAGAAUAAACUUCUAACUAACGGGUCCAAUACACACGCCCAAAACCGUGUGAGAAACAACCCAUUUAUAUCAGAGCCAACUUCGCAACUUCACAAGAAUGGCUUUUUAAGACGAGGCGAAUUGGGUGAGCUCUAUGUGAGGAGCGGUCUGUUAAACUUCUGCGCGGUAGCAUUAGCUUUGAACGACUUGGGAUACAGAGCCGUUGGUAUCAGAAUCGACAGUGGCGAUUUAGCGUACCUCAGUAAUGUGGCGAGAGAUAUUUUCGAGAAAAUUGCCGUCAAGUACGACAUACCGUGGUUCGCAAAACUGAUGAUUUGCGCGUCCAACGACAUCAAUGAGGAGACAAUAAUAAGCCUGAACGAGCAGAGUCACAAAAUCGAUUGCUUCGGGAUCGGAACGCAUCUCGUGACGUGCCAGAGGCAACCGGCACUGGGCUGCGUUUACAAAAUGGUGGAAAUUAACGACGAGCCGAGGAUUAAACUCAGCCAAGAGGUCGGAAAAGUCACAAUACCAGGCAGGAAGGGCGCGUACAGACUGUAUGGAUCGGAUGGCUACGCGUUGAUUGAUCUCUUGCAGAAAACAACGGAGGAACCGCCGCAAGUGAUGCAGAAGGUUCUUUGCAGGCAUCCGUUCCAACAGACGAAAAGGGCUAAUGUUACACCAUCCCGCGUGGAGUCUCUGCACAAGAUAUACUGGAAGGACGGCAAACUGUGUCAACCAUUACCUACAUUGCAAGAAAUUCGCAAUAGAGUGCAAGAAUCUCUCAACACAUUGCGUAACGAUCAUAAAAGGAAUUUGAAUCCAACACCAUAUAAGGUAGCUGUCAGUGAUACUUUAUAUAGAUUUAUAGACGAACUGUGGUCUCAGAAUGCGCCGAUCGGAGAAUUACGGUGAAGCAUACUACUCUUAUACAAGAGUAUCGUUAAACUAGUCUCUAGCAAUUAUAAACACAGAGUAAUAAUCGAAUCAGGAAUCACAGUUUUACAGACGAAAUGCAUAAGUCUUUUCUCUAAUGUAAGAGCUAUGACAACGUAUCAUCGCAAUCGUAUGUGUGUGCACCAUAAACACGAUUGCGCCGUAGAAUAUAAUCACGAAAGAGAAAGAGAGAAAGAGAGCGGGGAUCCUAAAGAGCGUAUUUUUUACAUUUUCCAUUGUUGAAAAUAUCGAAUUAUAUUAUCAUCGUCGCAACAAUAUAUUUUGGUAAAUCUUGCGCAAAUCGUAUUAUAACAUACUUGUAUAGUUUUACACAUUUUAUAGAGAGCGAGAUGUUCCGUUACAGAAGUCUAUUUACGAGAGCAGUUAGAGCUUCGUCGCGCACACAUACACGUAUUCUUAUUCCUAUUUAAAAAGAAGUAAAAAAAAAGUACAAAAUAGUGUACAAAAAAAAGUACAUAUGUGUGUGUGAAAGAGAGAUUUUAGGCAUGCACAGCUAAAAAUUCCCGAAUAGGGAUUAACUCUAUAGAAUUAGUGUAGAUUAUAUAUGUAUACACGAUUGAAAAAGUAACAUUCAACGAAUGGCAAUAUUCGAUAGCGUAAUUGUUUCAGUACAUUUUUCUUAUUUCAAUCACGUUAUGUUGUGUUGUUGGUCUUUCUCUUAUUUUUCUUCUUUUUUUUUGUAUUUUCUUUCCAUCCCUUUUGGAAGAUAUGUUCCGUUAUAUACACUUGUAAAUUUUGUAUUGUAUUAAUUAUUAUUACGUAUUUGUAAUUGCUGAAGACUGCUUUAAUAAUAUUCUCGUAUAAGAGUGACACAUUCGAUAUAUUCACCAUUGUUAUUUACACGAAUGUACAAAGAGCGCGUAUAAGCAUAAUAAUUAUUAUAGAUAUUUAUAAUUUUACAAUACAUGUACAAUAUGUAUAAAA
Molecule: messenger RNA, 3444 nt
Organism: Wasmannia auropunctata (little fire ant)
Lineage: Eukaryota; Metazoa; Arthropoda; Insecta; Hymenoptera; Formicidae
Gene: Naprt
Product: nicotinate phosphoribosyltransferase
Exons: 13
Coding region: 451-2478 (675 amino acids)
Biological process (GO): NAD+ biosynthetic process
Molecular function (GO): nicotinate phosphoribosyltransferase activity
Source: RefSeq, a predicted model, not a curated record